UACCAGGGUUCUGUCGCAGCCUGGGGAGGGCCUCCAGUAGGUGUUCCUUGCGCGAAAAGGGGAUCAGUGCAUUGGGCUUAGCAAGUCUCCUUUUUUCCCCAGUUCUGUUUGACUGGGAUGGAGGCCUCUGGCUCUUUGGAUCAAGCUGAGCUCUGCUCAGGGAUUCUGCAGUAAGUGGGAGAUCCCUUAUGCAGGAUGGACAGAUGAGGGCGCAACAGCGGGUGGGAGCACAGCAUAAUGUCUUGUACCUGCCUACAGAAUGUGUUUUAUGGACUUGAAAAUGGUCAGAUACUAGGUUCUGCCACACACGGCAGGAAGGAGACUGAAAUGGGAUUGUCCUAAGAGCAACAAUUUCUUGCCAUAUGAAGGCAAACACUAUAAGCAGUUACAGUGUUUGCCUUCAUAUGGCAAAAAGUCAUAUUUUUCUUGCAUGGAUUUUUAAACCGUUAGUUCUCAGGAUGGUACACAAAUAAAUUGAAAGAAUCAGAUAUAAAAUAAUAACAAACCCAUCACAGGUAAAGAAGUGUGGGAUGAAAUCAAAGUAAAACCAACAAUAGAAGGUAAAAUUAUGUAAAAAACUAAAAAAAUUAGAACAUUUUUCUAAAAUAUCAGGUAAAAUUAAAAGGUCUUCACUAGGUACUGAAGAUCACAAUGUGGGUGCCUGAUCAGCUUAUCUGAGAAAGGGAUUUCACAUGUAGGGAAGCACCACUGAAAAUACUGUCUUUUUUUGUAACUGUCCACCUUGCCUCAUUUGGCUGGGAGACCUGGAAGAGAGCCUUGGACUAAUCGCCAAUAGGUAAAUACAGGAGGAGAGCAUCUAUCAGGUAAUGAGGCUCAAGCGCUUUAGGCCUUUAAAACCAGAAGUUUUUCUUGGCCUGGAAACAGACUGGAAGCCUGUACAGAUGGCAAAAAGUGGCAUCAUGCAUAGCGGGGGGGCGGGCCAGACUUGCUGAGCAGAAGAGGCAUGCACAGUAAAUGUCAGAUCUCAGAGUUUCAAGUGGGUGCCUGUGACUGAGUGACAAGCCACAAAAUAAACUUGAGCUGCAUCCAGCUCCUGAGACUCUGUUUGGCCACCCUGAUAUAUAGCAUAGCGUAAAUAUACAAGAUGUAGCAAGGAGAGGAUGGUUCCUCAGGUGAGUUAAUAAUUUGCAAGAAUAAUACUUUGAACCAAGAAGGUCAAACAAGUUUAUGAAAACUUUGUGUUUUUAUCUGACUCAUUCAGUGGAGUUCAGGAGACUUGGAGCCAAAUAUUAGAUUGCACAAGUCUUAUGGCAUAGAAAAUAGUCCUUGGUUUCUGCUGCUCAUUGUGGACCUGUUAGUCUAAACCUUCCUGCUCCCUUAAGAGAAAUACAGAGGGCAACCUAGUAAAAGGGUAACUUCGUUGCAAUAGUCUGAUAUGCACACACAACAAAUUACUUAUUCCAUCUGAUGGGACAAUAACAAAUUAGUCAUGUCCUAUACAAGAUUUGAAGUGGGUGCUGGAUUACUGACCACUAUCAAAGUUUUCUUCAUUCUCUUCUCUUCCUGUUUUCCAAGUAUUAUGUAAUUAGCUCCUGAUUUUUAUCUGAAUGCUGCCCUAUGUAUAGGGUCAUAGUUUAUAAGAUGCUAAAAUUUGAUUAUCUAAUAUUUAACCAUGAGGGACACAAAUUGCCUGUUCUGUGGACAUUGGACCCAUUUGUUAGACUGAAUCACAGCUGGUUCUGGUUUACUGGCUGUAUAGAGAAUGAGACAGCAGAAUCCCUCUUGGCUCUGUUUCUGUGGUUCUAUAGGUCAGAUGUGGAAGGAGGACAUACAGGACAAUAUUACCACUGCUACUUAGGAAUUAAUGGUGGGGAUGGGAUGAGGAGGUCAACAGCAGGCUUAGGACUUCUGUCCUGGACAUAAUCUUCUUGGAUUGCUCCCUACCUGGCUUACUGAGUCUUGAAGGAAGCAUUUAGUGAUCCAGUUCUCCCCAGUUGAGAUCAGUGGGUCCCCAGGUUCACUCCUUGGAAUUCCUCUGGCUGUGGCUAUGGGCACACCCUGAGGAGCUGCCCAGUUUCUGGGGUGAUUGGGACUUUGACUGUAACAGGGGUGCAUAGUUUCUGAAGACUUUGACACUGAUAAUACAGAACAGCAGCAAUUCAGAGCCAAGCUGGGUCUAUUCUAGAAUCAACAGAAGAGAAUAGCUUAUAAAAGGGACUUUGGCAAAAAGGUUGACUUCUUGGACAACACUCAACUACACCAUUCCUAGGACAUGUAGAAUUUCAUCCUGGACACAAUGCUCCACUGGACUCCAUGUCAUUUCCUCUCCCUCUAGUCUCUAGGAAAUCCUGAUUAGCUCCUCUGUCCAGUUCACACAAGGUUCGUGAAUCCAAUUCGUGGCACUGAACAUGCAGCAAGAGUUAAAGAUUAAUGACCUGUCACUGAGAGGUCCAAUGACAGUUUCCAACGCCCCUUUAUUUAGAAUGUGGGACUUUUGCCCUGCUCAGCUUCACUGGGCCGAUAGAGCGGUUGGGCAAAGGCAAGAAGAGAGACGGCUUUGCCAUGGCAGCAGCAGACUUGCAGCAGUUCUGUGGCUCUGUUUUUUGGAACUCCUCUCUCCUGGAUCGUGAUGAUGCAGACCUGACCCUCUGCUUUGAACAGACCGUUCUUGUAUGGAUCCCUUUGGGCUUCCUCUGGCUUUUUGGCCCAUGGCAGCUUCUCACCAUGUGCACAUCCAAGAGGAAGAAAUCAUCUGUUACAAGGAUUUACCUCACUAAACAGCUGAUAACUGGGUUACUUGCAUUGGUGGCGCUAAGUGAAUUGCUUUUCACGGUCAUUGAAGACUCUAACCAAAAACCUAUGAUCCAGUACACAAAUCCCGCACUCUACAUCAUCACUUGGAUGCUGGUUAUACUGAUUCAAGACAGCCACCGCUUCACUUUGCGCAGAGACUCGUGGGUUCUCUUCCUCUUCCUCAUCAUUUCUAUCGUCUGUGGUGUCUUUCAGUUCCAGACACUAAUCCGGAAAGCAGUGCAGAGGUCCAUCACUGAUAUACCACGUUUCAGCUUCUUCCUGAUUUCCUACGGGUUUCAGCUCAUCCUGUUCUUCCUCUCUGUUGUUUCUGACAUCGCCCCUGAAAUGAAAGAAGCUGCCAAGAAAAACCCGGAGAUCACAGCCUCUUUCCUGAGCUUCAUUACUUUCCACUGGUACAACAGCAUGGUGGUAAAGGGCUAUCGGAAGCCAUUACAGAUGGAGGACCUCUGGGAGUUAAGGGAUGAUAUGAAGACACAGCACAUGUUGGGCAAAUUUGAGGAGAAAGUGAAAUCUGGGAUCAGAAAGGCUCGACGAGCACUGGAUCUCCGGAAGCGGAAACGACAUGCAAGAGCCACUGACCACAUGAAUGGCUUAAGCAAGUCCCAAAGUCAAGAUGUGUUGGUUUUGGAAGAGAAACAGAGAAAAAAGAAAGAAAAAGUAGCCAAGGGAGACGCCAAAGGUGACUAUCCUAAGAGCUGGCUGAUGGUUACUCUGAUCCAAACUUUUUCUGGGAAUCUUCUGAAGUCAGUGGCAUUCAAGUUGGCACAGGACCUGCUGCUGUUUGUGAGCCCACAGCUGCUGAAGUUAAUGAUCAACUUUGUGUCCGAUCAAAAGGCCUACCCCUGGCUUGGCUACCUUUACGCCGUGUUGCUGUUUGUGACCGCCCUGCUGCAGUCUAUCUGUCUACAGCAAUAUUUCCAGCUCUGCUUUGAGCUGGGGAUGAGUGUGCGCACUGUCCUCAUGGCAGCCAUCUACAAGAAGGCCCUGUCGGUCUCCAAUGUCACGCGGAAGGAAUCCACAGUGGGCGAGACAGUGAAUCUGAUGUCGGUGGAUGCCCAGCGCUUCAUGGACUUUGUGAGCUUUGUGCACCAGCUGUGGUCAGCGCCAGUGCAGAUCGCGCUGGCUAUCAUGUUCCUCUGGUGGGAGCUGGGCCCCUCUGUCCUUGCCGGGAUUGGAGUGAUGGUGCUACUUAUCCCUGUCAAUGCUGCCCUGGUCACCAAGGCCAGGACCAUCCAGAUGAAGAAUAUGAAGCACAAGGAUGAGCGCAUGAAAGUAAUGAAUGAGAUUCUCAGUGGCAUCAAGAUACUGAAGCUCUUUGCCUGGGAGCCGUCAUUUCAGAAGCAAGUUCAAAGGAUCCGGACACAGGAGCUGAAGGGCCUGCUACGGUUUGCCUACCUGCAAUCAGUCUCCUUCUUCUGCUUCAACUGUGCUCCUUUCCUAGUCUCUGUGAUAACCUUUGCUGUGUAUAUUAUGGUGGAUGAAAACAAUGUCUUGGAUGCACAGAAAGCAUUCACUUCUAUAUCAUUCUUCAAUAUUCUGCGCUUCCCCCUUAGCGUUCUGCCAAUGGUGCUGUCCUCUCUGGUACAAGUCAGUGUCUCUGUGCAGCGGCUAGAGCGCUAUCUGGGCAGUGAAGACCUGAACACUGCAGCCAUACACCAUGAUCGCAGCCCUGGCUGUGCUGUGUCUUUCUCUGAUGCCUCUUUUGCCUGGGAACAGGAUUCUGAUGCCACCAUUAGAAACAUAAACCUGGAAAUUCCACAUGGGCACUUGCUGGCUGUUGUAGGGCCUGUGGGAUCCGGAAAAUCCUCACUCGUGUCAGCAAUGCUGGGUGAGAUGGAGAACAUCAAGGGGCACAUAAAUAUUCAGGGUUCUGUGGCAUACAUGCCUCAGCAAGCAUGGAUACAGAAUGCCACACUGAAAGACAACAUCCUCUUUGGGUCAUCCUUCGAUGAGGCUCGAUACCAACAGGUCUUAGAAGCUUGUGCCCUUCUUCCAGACUUGCAGCUGCUUCCAGGAGGAGACCUCACUGAGAUUGGGGAGAAGGGUAUUAACCUGAGCGGAGGCCAGAAACAACGUGUUAGCCUGGCUCGAGCAGUGUAUAGCAAUGCCGAUAUCUACUUGCUGGACGAUCCCCUCUCAGCUGUGGAUUCCCAUGUAGGACGGCACAUUUUUGAGAAAGUACUGGGGCCGGAAGGGCUGCUUCAGCAUAAGACACGGAUCCUAGUGACUCAUAGCUUAAGCUUCUUGGCGCACGUGGAUGACAUUGUGGUGCUGGAGGCUGGAGCAAUCUCAGAACGGGGUUCUUAUAGCACCUUACUGACCAAUGGCGAGGCAUUUGCUCAGCUGCUCAGCACAUAUGGGAACCAGCAGGAAAACAAGCCUGAAGAGGAAGCCACAGUGGGUAUCAGUGAAGAGGUGGAACUGGAGGGCGACAUUGAACCUGGAUCUGAAGACGUGCCAGCUGAUGUGGUGACUAUGACCCAGAAGAGUGAGACCAGUGUCCAGCAAAGGAACUUCAGCCGCAGCCUCAGCAUCAAUAGUACUAUGUCCCAUCAAGGAAAGCUGAAAGAGAAGAAGCCAGUGGCAGAGAUGAAGGGACAGAGGUUGAUUGAGAAGGAAGCCAUGGAAACUGGCAAGGUGAAACUGAUUAUGUAUCUGCAGUACAUGAGAGCUGUUGGCUGGGGCUUCUCAGCAUGGAUCCUCAUCUCCUACAUACUACAAGCUGCGUUCUCAAUUGGCUCCAACCUAUGGCUUAGUGAUUGGACAAAUGAUGCUUCCCUUUACCAGAAUGAGACCUACCCAGCUUCCCAACGUGACAUGCGUAUUGGUGUCUAUGGGGCAUUGGGUGUAGGCCAGGCUCUCUUCCUGCUGACUGCGACCGCUAUAGCUUCCUAUGGAGCUAUGCGAGCUUCCCGAUUCCUGCACGACAAGCUGCUGACUAACAUCCUGCAUGUGCCCAUGAGUUUUUUUGAUUCGACACCAAUAGGCCGCAUUGUGAACAGGUUUGCCAAGGACAUGUUCACUGUGGAUGAGAGUAUUCCAAUGUCCUUCCGCUCUUGGUUGAACUGCUUUUUGGGAGUUAUCAGCACUCUGCUAAUUAUCUGCUUGGCCACACCAUUUUUUGCCAUCAUCCUGCUGCCUCUGGCAAUCCUCUACUUCUUUGUCCUGCAAUUCUAUGUGGCCACCUCCCGCCAGCUACGGCGCUUGGAUUCAGUCAGCCGGUCGCCCAUCUAUUCCCACUUCAGUGAAACAGUCUCAGGUCUUUCUGUCAUCCGGGCAUAUGGGCACCAGGAACGUUUCCUACAACACAAUGAGAAGAUUGUGGAUAUCAAUCAGAAAAGUGUAUACUCUUGGAUUGUUUCCAACAGGUGGCUGGCCAUGCGACUAGAAUUUGUGGGGAACCUGGUGGUUUUCUUUGCAGCACUCCUGGCAGUCUUUGCCAAAAACUCCCUACAAGGUGGCAUUGUGGGACUCUCCAUCUCCUCAGCUCUCAGUGUCACUCAGACACUGAACUGGUUGGUGCGGAUGACUUCAGAACUGGAGACCAACAUUGUGGCUGUAGAGAGAGUGCAUGAAUACACAGAGGUGACCAAUGAGGCACCAUGGGAAACAGCACAGAGACCACCCUCUAACUGGCCCAGUAGAGGAGAGAUUAGAUUCAUUGACUACCAGGUCCGGUAUCGGCCUGAGCUGGGCUUGGUUCUUGAUGGGAUCAACUGUGAUAUCAAGAGCACUGAGAAGGUUGGCAUUGUGGGUCGAACGGGGGCUGGGAAAUCCUCGCUCACUAACUGCCUCUUUCGCAUCCUGGAGGCAGCUGGAGGGAAGAUCCUGAUAGAUGGGCUCGAUGUCGCAACACUUGGCCUUCAUGAUCUGCGCCAGAAACUCACCAUCAUCCCACAGGAUCCUGUUCUCUUUUCGGGGAGCUUGCGCAUGAACCUGGACCCCUUUGAUCAGUACUCAGACGAAGAGGUCUGGCAUGCCCUGGAGCUGGCACACAUGAAGUCUUUUGUGCACAGCCUGCCUGAAGGCCUGUCCCACCCAGUGAGCGAGGCAGGAGAGAACCUGAGUGUGGGGCAGCGGCAGCUUAUGUGUCUGGCACGGGCUCUUCUCCGUAAAUCCAAGAUUCUGAUUCUGGAUGAGGCAACAGCAGCUGUGGAUAUGGAAACUGAUCACCUGAUCCAAGAAACGAUCCGAACGGAGUUUUCUAACUGCACUGUGCUGACCAUUGCCCAUCGGUUGCACACCAUCAUGGACAGCAAUAGGGUAUUGGUGCUCCAAGCAGGGAAAAUUGUGGAGUUUGACAGCCCUGAGAUUCUGCUCCAACAGCAAGGACUCUUUGCAGAAAUGGCAAGGGAUGCUGGCAUCUCGGGAAAUCAAAACACUGCACUUUAGGGUAGCUGGAGAGCUCAGCAGCAAGACCAAGUACAUGUAUCAGAGAGCGGCUGCUCUAGGCCUGCCUGUGUUUCCGUGUGACAAAACUCUUGCCUGAACAGGCAGAGCCACUCUGCCAGGACCAUAUCCUGGAACGGUUGCUUUCCUGGUCCUAUCAGUUAACCCUUGUUUGACUGAAGGGAUAUGUCAUUAAUGCCAACGUCUCUAAUCUAGAGACGAUCAGAAAAACCUCUUGAGGACCAGAUCAGAAAUUCCCAAACCAUUUUAGGUUUUUUUGAAAUGUCUAUAUACCUCUUCAUGGCAUGAAGGCAGCUAAAACCAGAUGUUAUUUUUCAUCUUUACUGUUCUGUUUGUUCCCCUGCCCACAACACUUUCAGUUGCUAUUUUGGAAAUACUAGGCAGAAACAGCAGGCUGUCUGCAUAUAUCAUGUCCCGAGUUCCUCUCCUUCUGUUUUGUUGAAAUAUAUGUAUUUUAUAAUGUG
Messenger RNA from Varanus komodoensis (Komodo dragon), 7649 nucleotides. It is a transcript of the gene ABCC2, whose product is annotated as ATP binding cassette subfamily C member 2. Gene Ontology annotation, biological process: transmembrane transport. The transcript has 32 exons. Lineage: Eukaryota; Metazoa; Chordata; Lepidosauria; Squamata; Varanidae. Gene Ontology annotation, cellular component: apical plasma membrane. Bases 2524 to 7167 code for a protein of 1547 amino acids. The record is from RefSeq and is a predicted model, not a curated record. Gene Ontology annotation, molecular function: ATP binding; ATP hydrolysis activity; ABC-type transporter activity.